CGUCGGAUGAUCCAUGGCUUCAAGGGUUUUCUCUCGGUCUGUGAGGGGCUCCUUCCGUUACCGCCUCCUUGAUGGAGUCGUGCUUCGACGGCUUUCAAGGGAACCCGCUGCAGGUUCCGCCAUUCUUCCCUUGAACAAGUCUGCUCCUUUGCACUCAAACUUAUGGUUGAGUAGAUCAAUUGCCACAACUACAUUACAAAGAUUUGGUUUCUCAUCAGCUGCAUAUCCUCAGCCGAUUGAUGAAACAAACCUAUAUGAUACAUUAGAAUUUGGAAACAGUAGUGAUAUCGAAAUAUCUCCUGAUCCUGAACUUUCCAGGGAUGAAUUAGUUAAGUUAAUAGUUGAAAAGGAAAAAUUAAAUCAGUUGAAGGUCAAAGAACUCGAAGAGGUGCAGGAUAAAGUUUUACGCUGCCAUGCUGAAAUCGAGAAUAUCAUAGAAAGAAAAAAGCGCGAAGCUGAGAACUCCAGGAAGUUUUCGAUUCAGAGCUUUGUUAUGAGCCUCUUGGACGUGGCCGACAAUCUGACAAGGGCUUCGUCCGUCGUCAAGGAGAGCUUCACCAAACUAGACACAUCCAAAUGCUCCACUGAAGUUGUGCCACUUCUUAAAACUUUACUCCUGGGUGUCGAACUGACAGAUAAACAGCUUUCUGAGGCAAGUUCGGUUGCCUGCCUUUUCAAGACUGCUACUGAUCUUCCAUUUGUUUGUCCAUUGUGCUCAUGA
Zingiber officinale is the source of this 721-nucleotide messenger RNA. Its product is annotated as grpE protein homolog 1, mitochondrial-like. The transcript is spliced from 4 exons. Gene Ontology annotation, biological process: protein folding; protein import into mitochondrial matrix. The record is from RefSeq and is a predicted model, not a curated record. Gene Ontology annotation, cellular component: PAM complex, Tim23 associated import motor. Lineage: Eukaryota; Viridiplantae; Streptophyta; Magnoliopsida; Zingiberales; Zingiberaceae. Gene Ontology annotation, molecular function: protein homodimerization activity; adenyl-nucleotide exchange factor activity; protein-folding chaperone binding. The coding region runs from base 14 to 721 and encodes 235 amino acids.